Molecule: messenger RNA, 8657 nt
Organism: Kogia breviceps (pygmy sperm whale)
Lineage: Eukaryota; Metazoa; Chordata; Mammalia; Artiodactyla; Physeteridae
Gene: BAZ2B
Product: bromodomain adjacent to zinc finger domain 2B
Cellular component (GO): chromatin
Molecular function (GO): protein binding; DNA binding
Source: RefSeq, a predicted model, not a curated record
UAUUCGCCAGUGUACUUUUUUAAAAUUACGUUUUCAACCCUAUUUUCUGUCUUCUCUACUUUUAACGGCAAAACAAAACAUUUGAGUUCCUUAACUUUUUCCUGGGACAAGGAUCGGUGCAAACUCAAAGCUACAGGAUUCUUGGGAGGAAGAAGCAACCCCCUCCCUCCCUUGGCUACUUUAGGAGCUGAUAGGUCAUUUAUUAUUGGAACUGAAAUGGUAUAAACAAUUCUCUUUUUUCCCUUGUUAACAGCAACUUUCAUUGUUAGAGAGAGGAGAGAGAGAGAAGCCUCGUUGGUUGACGUCACUUGGUUCAUGAAGCCUUCGCCUAGAAGUGAAGCUGCUGAACAAACCUUGAGAAGAAUCAUCUCCUGCUUCAAUCUGCUGCUGGAUAGGAACUAAUCAGAGAGAGAGAGGCGGAAGACGGAGAAGGAGGGCGUCCAGGGCUUUCCCGAUCACAAAUCUCACCUCCACUCCAACUCUCUUUAUACUUUUCUUGCAAAAAUAAUAAUAGAAAUAAGGAGGUGGUGGGGUUUCCAAAAACAAAAAUCGUAACCUUCAACCAUCUGGGGAAGGCAAAAAUCCCACCCACCGCAACUCUCAGUUCGAAAGUAAAGAUUUCUCAACAGUUAUGUCACAAGAUUGACCACAUUGAUCGCAAUAUGGAGUCUGGAGAACGGUUACCAUCCUCAACAGCCUCCUCUGCUACACCGACUUCAUCUUCUAUACCUUCUGUGGCUUCAUCAGUUUCAAAAGGCGGCCUUUCCACUGGAGCUGCUUCACUUAGCUCUACAAUCAACCCAUGUGGACAUUUAUUCAGAGCAGCUGGGGAUCACCUGUUUAACCUGUCCACAGUGUCGAGUGCCUUCCCAGUGGUCAGCCACCCAGUCUUUGGUCUGCAUUCAGCCAGCUCAGGGCAUUCAGAAUUUGGUGGUUUGGGGACACUUGGUACACCCACAGCCUUAGCUGCACAUCCCCAACUAGCGUCUUUUCCAGGUGCAGAAUGGUGGCGAACAACAGAUGUUCAUACGCGUGCAGGGGCAGCCUUCUUUCCACCAUUACUGGGAAUUCCACCACUGUUUGCUCCUCCAGCCCAGAAUCAUGAUUCUUCUUCAUUCCAUACAAGGGCUUCGGGAAAAAGUAAUCGAAAUGGUCCUGAAAAAGGUGUAAAUGGGUCAAUAAAUGGAAACAAUGCAUCGUCUGUAUCUGGUAUCAACACAUCUGUACUAUCCACUACUGCUUCAAGUUCUGUGGGACAAACUAAAAGUAUAAGUUCAGGUGGAGGAAAUCGAAAAUGUAGUCAGGAACAAAACAAAACCCAGCCUUUGGAUGCUAGAGCUGACAAAAUCAAAGAUAAGAAACCAAGGAAGAAAGCUAUGGAAAGUUCUAGCAACAGUGAUAGUGAUUCAGGCACAUCAUCAGACACAUCAAGUGAGGGCAUUAGUAGUAGUGAUUCAGAUGAUCUAGAGGAAGAUGAAGAAGAAGAAGAUCAAAGUAUUGAAGAAAGUGAAGAUGAUGAUUCUGAUUCAGAGAGUGAAGCACAACAUAAAAGUAACAACCAGGUGCUAUUACAUGGUGUUUCAGACCCAAAAGCAGAAGGACAGAAAGCAACUGAAAAAGCCCAGGAAAAAAGAAUACACCAGCCAUUACCUCUUGUGUCUGAAUCCCAGACUCACUCAUCAUUCCAAUCCCAGCAGAAGCAGCCUCAGGUUUUGUCACAGCAGCUUCCAUUUAUUUUCCAAAGCUCUCAGGCAAAGGAGGAAUCUGUGAACAAACACACAAGUGUAAUACAGUCUACGGGAUUGGUGUCCAAUGUGAAACCUUUAUCUUUGGUAAAUCAAGCCAAAAAGGAAAUUUACAUGAAACUCAUAGUUCCUUCUCCUGAUGUACUUAAAGCAGGGAAUAAAAAUACCUCUGAAGAAUCUAGUCCUUUGACCAGUGAAUUGCGUUCCAAACGGGAACAAUAUAAACAGACAUUCCCAGCUCAGUUAAAGAAACAGGAGUCAUCUAAGAGCCUGAAGAAGGUUAUUGCAGCUUUGUCAAAUCCAAAAGCAACCUCUAGUUCACCAGCACAUCCAAAACAAACAUUAGAAAACAACCACCCUAAUCCUUUCUUGACAAAUGCACUUUUAGGUAAUCAUCAACCAAAUGGAGUUAUUCAAAGUGUCAUUCAAGAAGCUCCUCUGGCACUUACUACCAAAACUAAAAUGCAGAGUAAGAUUAAUGAAAACAUUGCUACUUCAAGUAGCGCCCCUUUUUCCUCACCUGUAAAUCUGAGUACAAGUGGGAGAAGAACCCCUGGCAAUCAGACAGCUGUCAUGCCCUCUGCCUCUCCCAUACUGCAUAGCCAAGGGAAGGAAAAAGCAGUUAGCAAUAAUGUGAACACAGUAAAAACACAGCAUCACUCUCAUCCUGCAAAAUCUUUAGUGGAACAGUUCAGAGGAACAGAUUCAGACAUUCCCAGUAGCAAAGAUUCUGAAGAUUCAAAUGAGGAUGAAGAGGAAGAUGAUGAGGAAGAAGAUGAGGAAGAUGAGGAAGAUGAUGAAUCUGAUGACAGCCAAUCAGAAUCAGAUAGUAAUUCAGAAUCAGAUACAGAAGGAUCAGAAGAGGAGGAGGAGGAGGAUAAAGACCAAGAUGAAUCAGAUAGUGAUACUGAAGGAGAGAAAACUUCAAUGAAACUGAAUAAAACAACUUCCUCUGUCAAAAGCCCUUCCAUCAGUCUCACAGCUCACGCAACACCUCGUAACCUCCACAUAGCAAAAGCCCCAGGCUCUGCUCCUGCUGCCUUAUGUUCUGAAUCCCAGUCACCUGCUUUCCUUGGCACACCUUCCACACUUACUUCAAGUCCACACUCUGGCACUUCCAAAAGAAGAAGAGUAACAGAUGAACGGGAGCUGCGUAUUCCUUUGGAAUAUGGCUGGCAGAGAGAGACAAGAAUAAGAAACUUUGGAGGGCGCCUUCAAGGAGAAGUAGCAUAUUAUGCUCCAUGUGGAAAGAAACUUAGGCAGUACCCUGAAGUAAUAAAGUAUCUCAGCAGAAAUGGAAUAAUGGAUAUCUCAAGGGACAAUUUCAGCUUCAGUGCAAAAAUAAGAGUGGGUGACUUCUAUGAAGCCAGAGAUGGACCGCAGGGAAUGCAGUGGUGUCUUUUGAAAGAAGAGGAUGUCAUUCCCCGUAUCAGGGCAAUGGAAUGUCGUAGAGGAAGACCACCAAAUCCAGAUAGACAGCGAGCAAGAGAGGAAUCCAGGAUGAGACGUCGGAAGGGUCGACCUCCAAAUGUUGGCAGUGCUGAAUUUCUAGAUAACACAGAUGCCAAGUUACUAAGAAAACUGCAAGCUCAAGAAAUAGCCAGGCAAGCAGCACAAAUAAAGCUUUUGAGAAAACUGCAAAAGCAGGAACAGGCUCGGGUUGCCAAAGAAGCUAAAAAACAACGAGCAAUAAUGGCUGCUGAGGAGAAGCGAAAGCAAAAAGAACAGAUAAAGAUUAUGAAACAACAGGAAAAAAUUAAGAGAAUACAACAAAUCAGAAUGGAAAAAGAGCUUCGAGCCCAGCAAAUUCUAGAGGCAAAAAAGAAAAAGAAGGAAGAAGCAGCAAAUGCCAAAUUAUUGGAGGCCGAGAAACGAAUAAAGGAAAAAGAAAUGAGAAGACAACAAGCUGUUCUUCUAAAGCAUCAGGAGUUGGAGAGGCAUAGACUAGAUAUGGUAUGGGAACGAGAGAGAAGGCGACAACAUAUGAUGCUUAUGAAAGCUAUGGAAGCGCGUAAAAAAGCAGAAGAAAAAGAACGGUUAAAGCAGGAAAAACGCGAUGAGAAAAGAUUAAAUAAAGAACGUAAACUAGAGCAACGAAGAUUAGAAUUAGAAAUGGCAAAGGAACUAAAGAAGCCUAAUGAAGACAUGUGCUUAGCAGACCAAAAGCCUUUGCCAGAGUUGCCUCGUAUUCCAGGACUCGUUCUCUCUGGAAGUACAUUUUCAGACUGUCUCAUGGUGGUGCAGUUCUUACAAAACUUUGGUAAAGUUUUGGGCUUCGAUGUGAAUAUUGAUGUUCCAAACCUGAGUGUUCUUCAAGAGGGAUUGCUAAAUAUAGGGGACAGCAUGGGUGAAGUACAAGACUUGCUUGUGAGGCUCCUCUCAGCUGCUGUAUGUGAUCCAGGUCUAAUUACAGGAUACAAGGCCAAAACAGCUCUUGGAGAACAUUUGCUGAAUGUUGGUGUGAAUCGAGACAAUGUUUCCGAGAUUUUGCAGAUUUUUAUGGAAGCACACUGUGGACAAACUGAGCUCACUGAAAGCCUGAAGACGAAAGCUUUUCAGGCUCACACUCCAGCACAGAAAGCCUCAGUUCUGGCUUUCCUGAUCAAUGAACUGGCCUGCAGCAAGAGUGUGGUGAGUGAAAUUGACAAGAACAUUGAUUACAUGUCAAAUUUGAGGAGAGAUAAAUGGGUGGUAGAAGGUAAACUCCGCAAGCUCAGAAUCAUUCAUGCUAAGAAAACAGGCAAAAGAGACACUUCAGGUUGCAUUGAUCUUGGAGAAGAACAGCAUCCAUUGGGCACACCCACUCCAGGACGCAAACGAAGAAGGAAGGGAGGAGAUAGUGAUUAUGAUGAUGAUGAUGAUGAUGAUAGUGAUGACCAAGCUGAUGAAGAUGAUGAGGAUGAAGAAGAUAAGGAAGACAAAAAAGGAAAGAAGACUGAGAUCUGUGAAGAUGAGGAUGAAGGUGACCAAGCAGCAAGUGUUGAAGAGCUAGAAAAACAGAUUGAAAAACUGAGUAAACAACAGAGUCAGUACAGAAGGAAGCUCUUUGACGCUUCUCACUCUUUACGUUCGAUGAUGUUUGGCCAGGAUCGUUACAGACGCCGGUACUGGAUUCUUCCCCAAUGUGGGGGGAUUUUUGUAGAAGGCAUGGAGAGUGGUGAAGGACUAGAAGAAAUUGCAAAAGAAAGAGAAAAACUAAAAAAGGCAGAAAGUAUCCAGAUCAAAGAAGAAAUAUUUGAAACUUCUGAGGACACUUUAAAUUGUUCAAAUCCGGUUCAUUGUGAGCAAAAGGAAGAUACUAAAGAAAAAGAUAACACAAAUCUGUUUCUUCAGAAACCUGGUUCAUUUUCAAAAUUAAGCAAGCUUUUAGAAGUAGCUAAGAUGCCUCCUGAGUCAGAUGUAAUAACCCCCAAGCCAAACAGUAGUGCAAAUGGGUGCACAUUGUCUUAUCAAAACAGUGGAAAACAUUCAUUGGGCAGCAUUCAAUCAACACCAACACAAAGCAGCGUGGAAAAGACAGACUCUAAUAAUCUGUUCAAUACCAGUUCAGGUGGUCCAGGGAAGUUCUAUAGUCCUCUCCCCAAUGACCAGUUGUUAAAAACACUGACUGAAAAGAAUAGACAGUGGUUUAGCCUUUUGCCAAGGACACCUUGUGAUGACACAUCACUUACCCAUGCAGGUCUGUCAACUGCUUCUUUAGUGACUCCUCAGUCUCAGCCACCAUCUAAGUCACCUUCGCCUGCCCCAGCUCCUCUUCUUGGAUCAUCUUCUGCUCAGAAUCCUGUUGGCCUAAAUCCAUUUGCUUUAUCACCUCUUCAGAUGAAAAGUGGAGUAUCUAUGAUGGGACUCCAGUUUUGUGGGUGGCCCACCAGUGUGCUUACUUCUAGUAAUCCAUUUACAUCACCUUUACCUAGUCUGGGAUCAGGGUUAGGAUUAUCAGAAGGAAAUAGUAAUUCAUUCUUGACUCCUAAUGUUGCUUCAAGUAAAAAUGAAUCUCCAGUACCACAGAAUGAAAGAGUCUCUUCAACUCAACCUGUUGCUGUUGAAGUAGCAAAACCAGUAGAUUUUCCUAAUCCAAAACCUAUUCCAGAAGAAAUGCAGUUUGGUUGGUGGAGAAUUAUUGACCCAGAGGACCUAAAAGCUUUGCUCAAAGUGCUGCAUCUCAGAGGAAUAAGAGAAAAGGCAUUACAAAAACAAAUUCAGAAACACUUGGAUUAUAUUACUCAAGCUUGCAUCAAGAAUAAGGAUGUUGCUAUUAUUGAAUUAAAUGAACAUGAAGAAAACCAGGUAACUCGAGAUAUUGUGGAGAACUGGUCAGUAGAAGAACAAGCAAUGGAAAUGGAUUUGAGUAUUCUUCAACAGGUAGAAGAUCUAGAAAGGAGAGUUGCAUCAGCAAGUUUGCAAGUGAAGGGUUGGAUGUGUCCAGAGCCUGCAUCAGAAAGGGAGGACUUGGUAUAUUUUGAACAUAAGUCAUUUUCUAAAUUGUGCAAGGAGCAUGAUGGAGAAUUUACUGGCGAAGAAGAAAGCAGUGCACAUGCACUGGAACGGAAGAGUGACAACCCCCUAGAUAUAGCUGUAACCAGGCUGGCUGAUUUGGAGCGGAACAUUGAAAGAAGGUAUCUGAAGAGCCCCUUAAGUACCACCAUUCAGAUCAAACUGGAUAAUGUGGGCACAGUUACUGUCCCUGCUCCUGCACCAUCCAUUAGUGGUGAUGGUGACGGAAUUGAAGAGGAUAUUGCUCCAGGGCUCAGGGUAUGGAGAAGGGCAUUAUCAGAAGCUCGCAGUGCUGCACAGGUAGCUCUGUGCAUUCAGCAGUUACAGAAAUCAGUAGCAUGGGAAAAAUCAAUUAUGAAAGUUUACUGCCAGAUCUGUCGAAAGGGAGAUAAUGAAGAACUGCUCCUCCUUUGCGAUGGCUGUGACAAAGGCUGUCAUACAUACUGCCAUAGACCCAAGAUUACAACUAUACCAGAUGGGGACUGGUUUUGUCCAGCUUGCAUUGCUAAGGCAAGUGGUCAAACUCUAAAAAUCAAAAAACUUCAUGUCAAAGGAAAAAAGACUGAGUCAAAAAAAGGCAAGAAAGUAACUUUAACAGGGGAUACUGAAGAUGAAGACUCUGCAUCUACAAGUAGUUCAUUAAAAAGAGGACUCAAAGAACUGAAAAAAAGAAAAAUGGAGGAAAACACUUCUAUUAAUUUGUCAAAACAAGAAAGUUUUACUUCUGUUAAGAAACCUAAAAGAGAUGACUCCAAGGACCUAGCUCUUUGCAGUAUGAUCCUUACUGAAAUGGAAACUCAUGAGGAUGCAUGGCCUUUUCUACUUCCUGUAAACUUGAAACUUGUUCCUGGUUAUAAGAAAGUUAUUAAGAAACCUAUGGAUUUUUCCACAAUUAGAGAGAAAUUAAGUAGUGGACAGUAUCCAAACCUUGAAACUUUUGCUCUAGAUGUCAGGCUUGUUUUUGACAACUGUGAAACAUUUAAUGAAGAUGAUUCUGAUAUAGGCAGAGCUGGCCACAGUAUGAGGAAGUAUUUUGAAAAAAAGUGGACAGAUACUUUCAAAGUGAGCUGAAGUUAUAAUAAUCUCUCUUGUAUUUUUCCUUUUAAACAAGGACAAACGAACCAGCAAUGUGAACUGUAUUUACAUACAUGUGCAAGGCACAUACAUAAUGACUUUUCUUUCCUUAAAAUAAAUAUCACACAAAAAAAAAGUAUCAGAAGAAUGAUACCGUUUUUAAAGGCUUCACUCCUACAACAACCAAGGCCCUUGGUUAUUGGUUUGUGUGAUUUAUCAGCUAAUUUAGGUAGAACAGGGAAGCACACCCAAAGAAUUUUCAAAGGAAAGGGUGUUAUAGUGCAAUAGCAAUUAAAAUAUAUCAAAUCGCACUGAAUAUUCAACACCAGAGCUCUAACGUGGGAAAUGGUUCUCCUUUCCCUCUCAAUAAAUAUCUAUUUUUCAUUUUUUUACUUUGUAGUUUAUUUUUUAGUGAAUGUAUUUAAUUUUAUGAAUUAUUUAUGAUUAAACCACAUCCAGAAUCUUCGUUUUCUGUGAAAAGGAAGAACUAGAAAAAUUGCUUUAAAUCUUGAAAAUACAACAAGGAAUGUUUUAAAAUAUAAAACAAAGCCAAGUUAAACUGUUUACAUUGAUGUGCUAUAAAAGCACCAAAAAUAAACUUUACUGUAGAGUUACAAGUACAUUUAUAUAUAUAUAUGUGUAUAUAUAUAUAUAUAUGUUGCUGCAUCACUUGUGUAGUUAAAUUGUAUUUCAAGACAGUGAAGAAAAAUUGACAUGUAUAUAUGUUCAUUAUUGUUUAUAUUAAGUCUUGUUUUAAAUAUGUAUUAUGUGUAUAUAUUGUUUGCAGACAUUAUUGUUUAUGCCUUAGAAGGAUUGUAGCAUUUUAUUUUAGUCUGAAGGUAAUUAUAGCUAUACAGCUUGUACAGUAAUUAUCCUCUACCAACACUGUGGCGUCUCCUUGAUCUUGGUAGUGCCUGCCUUUGAAACAGGGUGUAGGGGAUAUUAGUUUUCCAUUUUUUCUAUUUUGUUACAUAAUUUUAAGCCACCAGGGCCGAAAUUAAAGUAUAAUCAUUUGUAUCCAUGUGGAAUAAAAUUGUGACAAUUUCCUACACACACACAGUAUUUUUUCAUAGAAACAUUUCCCUCCCAUUUGCCUUGCCUCAGAAAUAAAUUUAAAAGACAUUUGUAACCACUGUGUUUUAUCUACUGUGUGUUGUGGUGGCCUGUUGGAGGCAAGUAGAUCAGAAUUUUUUUUGUACCUAUGUAAGAGUACUUGAAGUUUUAUUUAAAAUAAAAUGUUGUGGAAAAGGUAGCAUUCUUUUUUUUAGGAGUGUUAUUUUUCACUACUAUGUGUGGCACGGAUACAAUAAAAGACUUUUACAAACUAGUUUUUUAGUUUUUCUU